Molecule: messenger RNA, 2438 nt
Organism: Saccoglossus kowalevskii
Lineage: Eukaryota; Metazoa; Hemichordata; Enteropneusta; Harrimaniidae
Product: kelch repeat and BTB domain-containing protein 8-like
Molecular function (GO): protein binding
Source: RefSeq, a predicted model, not a curated record
CUUGACCCCUAGCAGCGGUUCGGGCUUACUGUUUGUGACUUUCUCAGAACGGGGUUGAGUCAUUUAACGAACAUCACAGGUAAAAGAUUCUGAUGGGUGUUCGAAGCAGAACUGUAUGAUAGAAGACGACCUAUAGAACAAUGGCUGCAAUGUCAGAUGACUCAGACUCCGAGACCAGCAGCAGCCUAGCCUACUACGAUAUACAGAACUCCACCACAAUACUGACGGGACUUUACUCACUUUACACCCACUGUGAGCUGACGGAUGUAGUAUUAGUUGUUCAAAAUCGAGAGUUUCCUUGUCAUCGCAAUGUCUUGGCUUGUUGCAGUCCGUAUUUCAAAGCAAUGUUCACAAGCGGUAUGCGUGAAAGCUCUUCACAUAAAAUCACCAUUGAAGAUAUUGAACCACUGGCUGUGGAACUAAUGCUGAAGUACGUUUACACAUCCCAUGUGGAUGUGGAUGGAGAUAACGUGCAGGCACUACUACAUGCGGCAAGUGUUUUCCAAAUGCCGAUGUUGGCCAGAGUAUGCACUGCUUUUCUGAAAUCACAACUUGGGCGCUUAGAUUGCUUCAAAAUACUACAGCUGGCAGACGUAUACUCCAUCCUGUAUUUAAAAGACAUCGCUAAUAGUUUCAUUCUGCAUAAUUUCUGUGAUGUCAGCAAAAGUGAUGACUUCCUGCAGUUGAACCGAGAUGCUCUUAUUGGUUACUUGAAAGAUGAUGAUGUGAUCGUUGAGAAUGAAGAAAUUCUUUGUACAUCACUGUUACGAUGGGUGGAGUUUAAUCUCGAGGACAGAGAAGAAGCUAUAAUAGAAUUGAUGAAGUUGGUGAAAAUAACAGUUGUGUCAGUGUCAUUCAUAAGAAAUCUUCUACAAAACAACUUAAUAAUGAAACAUUCAGAAGUUGUGAAUUACUUGACGCAGACAUUGAAAGUAAGAAGACGAUAUUUCGGUGAUGUUAACGAAACUGUGGUAUGUGAAGAAGAAAAUGGCAGUAUACCAAUCAGUGAAAUUGACCUGCAUGAUCCAAGAUAUGAAAGAGGUGUUGUAUUUACUUCCACUCGGAAUUACAACCAAUGCCGUCUUCAGCUAACCUACAUAGAUCCUUUAAAUGACCAGUAUGAACACCAUGCCACUGAACCUGAUAUGGGUGAACCUGUGAACUCGGUGAUAACAAUGAAUGAAACAGAAACAUACCUGCUGACUGGCGAACACUCCAUGUGGUACUUCGGAGCUGUUUCCAAACGCUGGAUAAAAAUCACCAAACAGAUCGAACACAAUGGCGGUACAGUUAUUAAUGUCAAUGAUAAGUUAUACAUUAUUGAAAACACUUGCUCGUUCGGCAAACUGUUGACUGAGAAUGAUGGAGGUCUGCUAGAAGUGAUUUCUCUUGUACCCGACAGUCGUUUCGAUGCUUCAGUUGUAGUGCAUGCUGGGAAGCUGUACGUGAUUGGUGGAGAGGAUGCCCAGUCAAGAGAGAGAUCUGACAACUGGUGCUAUGACCCAUCAACAGAUAGCUGGUUGAGACUCGCUUCUGCCCCGAUACCAUUUCAAAAUUGUCCUAGUGUUUCACUGAAUGGUUUCAUCUACGUCCUUGGAGUAAAAUCCUCAGCAAAUUUGGGCAAGCACACUGUAUUACGAUAUGAUCCAGACAUUGAUAUCUGGUGUAGAGUUGCUGAUCUGAAGUGUACUGGUGAAGUAACUGGGGCACAGGUGUUCAACGGUAAAAUGUAUUGUUUCAUUCUCACAGAUGAAGAGGCACUCUCUGUGCAUGAAAAGAUUUUGAGAACAUACGUAUAUGCAUUCAACAGUGAUAGUUGGAAUGAAGAUCAAGCAUAUGACAUUGGUAAUCCUGAAUAUGGCAUCUGUUUUUUGAAAUAUCGUGACUUUCGAGCAGUUAAGUACUUCGCCAAACAUCACUAUAUUGACUACCUUGGUGAAGGCAUGAAGGUUACUGUUGUAAAAUAAUAUCAGCCUGGAGAAAUGGUGACAGCUAAUUUGAUAGUAACAAAUCAGACAACGAACACUGUGACAGUGAGUAAAACAGAGACAGAAACAUUGAUAGCAACUGUGUCACAGUGAGAGAGAUUCACAGUGAGAGACAAAACUGACUGAAAAGUGUCAUUGUGAAUGACACAAUGUCGACAAUGAAAUCGACAAAUUCAGUGACAUCUUGACUGAAAAUGAAAACAUUGAAUGUUACAGAUUCAGUGACAUUGUGACUGUGACUGACAACAUAUCAACAUUAAUUAAAAGUGAAGGAUGCAGUUACAUUUUGGCUGUAGCACAAUGACAACACUGAAAAUGAAAGAGGUUACACAUUAAAAGUGAUAGAAAUUCAAUAUUGAACUUGACAGAUUCAGUGACAUUGUGAAUGAAACCAUAACUACAUUGAAAGUGACAGUGACAAUAUAACCGAUACAAGAACAAAAUUACAUG